AUGGUGAGAGUCUUGUGUCUUCACGGAAAGCGACAGACGGGGGAAAUUUUUGAGCACCAGCUGAACAAACUUUGCAGGUUUCUCUCUGGUGUUGCCGAGCUUGAGUUUGUAGAUGCCCCAUGCGUUCUCACAGGUGAGAUGGUGACGGGUGACGCGGUGGUCACGCGCUCAUGGUGCGAACCAAAAGACGGCGGCACAAGGGACAGUUACGCGGCGGGAGACGACUUUGUGCGACGCUGCAUGACUUCAGGAGGCAGCUCGUACGAUCUUCUCUUAGGAUUUUCUCAAGGCGCACUCCUUGCGGCUCGCUACGUGAUGCUGCAGAAAAUGAACGGGGAGAGAGAAUACGGACCGCCAGUGAAGGCUGUUAUCAUUGCGGCGUCGCCGGACCCACGCCGUGUCUUCCCGGAGUUUGUGGCAUCAUAUCUUUAUCACAUGCCGCAACAUGACAUCAACAGAACCGGCUUUUUGGGCGCCGUGCCCUCUUUGCACAUCGUUGGGGAGAAGGAUGCCAUCGUCGAUCCGGCGGAGAGUUGCUCCUUUGCGGAGGCAUGUCGACCACAGUCAGAGCUCCUUUUCCACGCCCACGCCCACAGCAUCCCGCAACUGAGGAGUGUUCUUGUUUCCAUAAAGUCUUUUAUUGAGCGCAUCGCUGUCUAUACAGGGGAAAGGGGUGAAACGGAGAAAACAGAGGCGACGCUUGAAAGGGAAAAUGAUGAUGAUGAUGAUGAUGAUAGCGGAUCCCUUGAUGCAGCAUGCGAAGAGGAGAUUGGGUUGGUGACAUCGAUGUAUGGUGAGGAGUGUGUGCAACGCAAUAAGACCCCAGUGGUUUUUUUGCCGCUUCUGCUUGACGGUGUGUCGGAUGAAGCGUCAGACAUGUCACUGUCGGCCCUUAGAAUUUGCAUGACUCUGCCAAGGCGGUAUCCGGCGGAGUUACCCAAGCUGGACGUGGUUGGAGGCCCUGCGACUCAUCACGUUUUCUUUGAGCGCUGGAAGUUGCAGCUGAUUACCAAAACACUCGCGUACCUGCGGGACGAUUUGGGUGUUGGAAACGCCAUGCUUCUUCCUGCGAUGAUGUUUGCAGGCGAACAGGCGGCUAGUGACGUGGCAUUUCUGCGUUCGGUCAUGUCUGCCAAGGCGAGUGC
Messenger RNA from Trypanosoma cruzi, 1145 nucleotides. RefSeq lists its product as uncharacterized. Gene Ontology annotation, molecular function: protein binding. Gene Ontology annotation, cellular component: nucleus; cytoplasm. The transcript has a single exon. The record is from RefSeq and is a predicted model, not a curated record. The annotation marks the transcript as partial. Lineage: Eukaryota; Euglenozoa; Kinetoplastea; Trypanosomatida; Trypanosomatidae.